AUAAACCCUAAACAUAUCUUCCUCUUUUUGUUCCUUCCACUCUAGAAUCUCAGCUAUCUUCUUCCAUUUUUGUGUACUCUCACUCUCUCAGAGGUCUCAACCUCGAUAAAACUAUCCCUCACUUUCUGUACGGUCACUGUUAAUGGCAUUCUGCAAAUGGGUACCGUCUGAAUAAUUUUAGUCUCUUAUUUUUCCAUCCCUAGUGACUAAUCUGCUCUAUUGGGUCUGUAUUGGGGAAUCAUUGUCAGUAACUGAGUGGCUGGAAAGAGUAAAACCUUUCUUGGGUUGGUGAACCUGCCUUGUGGAACAAUAGGUGGAAUUCCAGAUUAUAUAUAUGGACUGGAAAUCAAGAGCAACUUCUUGGGAUUUGACUGAGUUUGCGCAAGAAGCAAUUCCAAGCGUAGAUGAGUCCGGUGGCUUUCAGAAUCAUGGGAUUGGAGGCGAUUUUUCGGUGGACUUGAAACUUGGUCAGGUGGGAAAUUCAAGCAACCAGUCAUCAACAAAUAAGUGGAAAGAGCUUAGAGUCUCAAAAAUGGCGUCUCUAAAUUCGGGAUCAGCGAAGAGGGCACGAGCAGGGACUAAUGGAACUCAGGCAGUGUCGUGCCUUGUGGACGGGUGUGCUGCAGACCUUAGUAAUUGCAGAGACUAUCAUAGGCGCCAUAAGGUCUGUGAACUCCACUCUAAGACUCCACAAGUUACAAUUGGUGGCCAUAAACAACGAUUCUGCCAACAGUGCAGUAGGUUUCAUUCGCUGGAAGAAUUCGAUGAAGAUAAGCGAAGCUGUAGAAAACGCUUAGAUGGUCACAACAGGAGGAGAAGGAAGCCUCAGCCAGAUCCCAUCACGCGUUCAGGUAGCAUUUUGUCCAAUUAUCAAGGUGCCUGUUUGCUGCCAUUAUCUAAUGCGACAUUUUAUCCCUCCUCCGCUAUGGUGAACCCAGGCUGGUCAGGGGUUGUAAAUGGUGAAGCUGUGGCUAGGCAUAAUAAUAGCUUGCAGCAGCAACUACACUUUGGGGACGAACAGAACCUAUUUAUUGAACCUUCAUCUUCCGGGGGCAGCUAUAAAGGAGGGAAGGAAUUUGCAUUCUUGCAAGCUACCUCUCCUGGAACUUCUUCUGUCCGCAGGCCACUUCUCAAGACCAUUGCUUUUCCACAAAGCGUUGGGGGAAGCCAUAUGAUGUUCUGUGACAGGUUAACAACACAAGUAGCCCGGGAUUCGGAUUGUGCUCUCUCUCUUCUGUCAUCAUCUCCACGGACGCAGACAUCCGGGACUAAUUUCAACAACAUGUUGCAUCCUAGUUCUAUUCUUCCAUCGCAUCAUCAGAUAGGGCAGAGAUUCAGCGAUCAUGGUUUAGAUUCCAUGGAUUCAGUGCUGGUUUCUAGCGGCACGGAUGCUAGCAUCCAUUCUACUGCUUCGAAUUAUCAAAUGGGGUCUGAUGAGAUAUCAGGAAACAAAGCUCCACAGACACUCCCCUUCUAUUGGGAAUAACUACUUCAUAACUUGCUGCUGCUGCAUAUUCACUUCAAGUUGUCUGAGAGAAAAAUGAUUCUGUCUUUAUUCAUGUUUGGGAAAAAUCAACUACUUCUCUUAUUUUGUUGUGACAAUGUAAUAUGUCUUGGGGUAAUGAGGAUUUGGCUUUUCUCAUUUUGAACAUUCUGUAGCGUUUAUUCUUCGUAAGCAGUUGUUCUGAAUCUUCUGAUUAUAGAAUAA
Molecule: messenger RNA, 1708 nt
Organism: Tripterygium wilfordii
Lineage: Eukaryota; Viridiplantae; Streptophyta; Magnoliopsida; Celastrales; Celastraceae
Product: squamosa promoter-binding-like protein 13A
Exons: 4
Coding region: 335-1486 (383 amino acids)
Cellular component (GO): nucleus
Molecular function (GO): DNA binding
Source: RefSeq, a predicted model, not a curated record